AUGGACAGCGACGCAGAAGUACGUAAUGCGUACAACACGGUGCAGUUGUCGACGAAGGAGAUGUUAAAGAACAAUCGACGUCAACAUUAUUGCAACAUGAUCGAUUUGCUGACGAGCAGCUGCAAGGCGUGUGGACUGCUAGGCACACAAUUCACAGACGAGGAGCUCGUUAAGUUCUGGCUGGGGGAUAUAUUGCCAUUGAUGUUUGAUUCGGACGCCAGCAUACAGAAUUGUGCGGUAGCUUCGUUGGCCGAGGCUCUAGUGGCACUGGAUUUGUCUGUAAUACAUGAAGCACAAUGUUGGCCACAAAUACGCGAUGAAUUUGUUAACAACUAUACAACACGCAUUGGAGAAAUGCGUGAAGCCAAGAACAACAAUUGGCACAAAAUCUGGUCGCUGUUGGUGCAGAUUAUGGACAACGACCUGCUCCGCGGCUGCAGCUACAUAAACAAAUUUCUGGCCGUGGUGGAGCUGGGAUUUCGCAAUCCCGACAAUAAUGUGCGUGCGGAGGCGUUUCUUUGCUGGCGCGUCCUAAUUAAAGUCUUUGCUGCCUAUGAAGAACUGGCUACGCUUAAGCGCCUACGUUUGUUGCUCAUACCAUUGCGCACCUCACAGUCGCGCUCCUCCCAUGUUAGCAGCAUAAAACUGCGCGUCUGGUGGUAUCUCUUGAGCUGUCUGAACGAUGAACUACCCAAUGUCUUUGAGCACGCUGUGGAGUACUUUCUGAGCUUUCUGUUUGGCGGUGGUGCUCGAGGCACGUCAACGGGACUGGCGCAUAGCUAUCAAUCAGCGCGCGAUCUGUCGCUGCCUUGUCUGGUAGCCCUGUGGCAAAUGGAGCCCGAUGCAGUGAUGCUGCAGCGGAUACAACGAGAGCAACGCCUGGAAACACUGAGCGCGCCAUCGCCAUUGAUGCAAGAAACAUUAUUGCAAAAGCAUUGGCGUCCCAUGCUAGCAGCCGCCAUGGCAGCACUCCAGCUACUCAGUCAGCAAAGUGGCAGCGAAACUGAGCAACAGCUGCAACAUCUGCUGCUUCGCAACUUAACCCGGGCCAUGCUUCAGUUCCGUGUACCUGAGUUUACAGUCGCCUGCUGCACUGAGCUUGCAACUAACGGCGAUCAAUUGCGUUUGGUGUUCAAUACCAUUGCAGAGACAAGCUUGCCAGCAAAGCGCUGGCAGUCGCUGGAGGAGCUGGAAGCUUUGCUGCUCUUGUGCCUAAAAGCACGCGCCGAACUGCCGCCAGCAAUAAUGCAGCGCGCUGUAUCGAUCAUCUAUGCAGCAGCGCAGCUGUCGGCACACAAUGCUCAAGAAUUCCGUUUGUUGAGCAACUUUGCCGCGCUGCUAAUGCAAAGCAGCGAUGACGAGCAGCUCGAUGGCUUCCAGCUGCGGCUGUUAAUAUGGCGUCAAGUCGCCAUCGCACUGCUCAGCUAUCUAAAAGAAAAUGCGCUGGAGUACCGCUUGACAGCGAACGCGCAGCUGUUGGACGCGUAUAUACUCUGGCCGCUGCAGACGUUAAGCAGCUUUGCCAUGCGUGGCUCCAGCAGCGCCUUCGACUUGGCAUUUUGUGAGCAAUGGCGCCAACUGCUGCAAGCGGGACACAACGCCAAUGAGCGCAAGAAGCUGCUUGGCGCACUGCAGGCGGCGCUGCUGGAGCUGCUAGCCAAGGAGGAGCCACACUAUGCGUACAUCUUCGAUGCCUAUGUGCAGGCGGUGCUUAAGCAAGGCAUUUGCAAGGAUGCGCCGCUUUACAAGGAUGUAUUUGCGCUACUGCAGGCCAUACUGGCACGUCCAAGCGCCGCACAGACGCUGCUAGAGGCUUGCUUGAACAGCUUGAAGCAGCUUUUACUCGAAUUGCGUCAGAACGAGCUGAUGAUAGUGUUUGAUGCACUGAAGCCUAUCAUAAGCUUGACGCUGCAGACUUGGAGCAAACGCAAGUUCGAGGGAAGUUUUCUGAAUGAAUGGAAGCGCGCUAUACAGGAUAAAUUUCGCAAGCUGAGCAGCAAGAGUAUGGCCAAUCAGCUGAAGGAAUUGUUUAACAACGACGAUCUGUUUGUCAUCAUACCCUCGGUGUGGAGCUUGAAUCCAGACAAGCUCACCGAACGCCAGAAGGAACGCAUGGCUGAGCGCUCCAAUAUACCUGCCUUGUACAACGACAUGAGCCUGAGCCAAUCACAGGACAACUCCAUCAAGCCUUGGACACCCAAGAAAGUGGUCAUAGCCAAGGGCAAGCAGUCGGAGGUAGCCAUAAGUGCGCCACAGCAACCGGAACCAGCGGAACCUGUGCUUAUAGAGGAUUCACCGCCGGAGGAAGAACCUGUGAGCACCACACCCAAGCGUCUGCGCAGGCAAACUGUGGAUGCUAUUACUUCGGAUAAGUAUAAUUUCCGCAAGCCACGCGCAGACAAAGAGAAGGAGGAGGAAGAGCUAACCAGCAGACAGACACGCAAAGCACGAUUGGUCAACGAGAAGCUUAGCCCAACGGAAAAUGCUUCUGCUGCUGCUGCAGCUGAGCGCCGCUCCCCAAGGAAGCAGCAGCCCACGCCUCAAGCCUCAACGCCAACUGCUGCCAGCAAGUCGAAGCCAAUUGCCAAUACCAACACCAAAGUUACGCCCGUUCAAAGCGAUCAGUUGUUCUCGGAGCUACCCGCGUCCACACCACCACCGCCACCUGCACAGCCGUCCGCUAAAAAGCCAGAGUCAGUGCCAGAGACACAGCUAAGUGCUGCAGCAGACACCGAGCUCUUGGCGGCAGCAGUGCCGCCCAUGGAUGUAGAAAGCUCACCCAGAAAGGCCGUUGUACGCAUCUGCAAUUUGAGUUCACCACCGGAUCGCAAGCAAACAAACAAUUCAAGCAGCCCCACCUUGCGUCCCAAGCCUGCGAGCCAUCUCACGGGACGUGGCGCACAACUUAUCAACAUGAUACGCAACAAAAAACUGGAAGCCAACAGCGCUUUUCCAUUGCCCAAUGCGCCCCGUGCGGUUGGCACGCCUGCGCGUGUUUCGGAACGCGCAGAGCUGGUAUCCACGCCCACCUGUGAGCUCAACGAGCUGGAGCACACGUCUACGCCCAUACAGCAGUCCAAAGACUUGCUGGUCUUCUGCAAGCGCUUGCCCUCGCCGUCGGCUAGUCCCUCGGUGUCCAUACUCAAGCGCAAGCAACGCUGCGAGAGCGUCGAUGAUUUCGAAUCGCCCGCGCAGAAACGCAAGCGUGUAAGCUUCCAUGAUCCGCCAGUCUCGCUGACCAAGGAAUAUCUGCGCGAUGUGGAGGAGCCGCGCAGCGCCAAGCCCAAGCGCUGCCUGCUGCUGGACAAAAUAGCGCAGAGCAAUGAAACACGUCAAGCGCUGAAGCGACGCGGACGUCUGGAUAGCAUUAUAGAAAUCGAAAAGUUCGCCAGCGAGCAGACGGCGGCGGACAAGACGCUGGACAAGUCGCAUGAGCAGCUGGCAGAGGACGAGCAGUCCUUUGCUGACUUGAAGUGGCAGGAGACCAGCGCCAAUCAGCAGGACUCACAUGCCAGCGGUCAAGCUGAACUGAAUGCAGAUGCAGCGUUGGACUUGGUGGUGUCGCAAUGCAGCUUGGAUUCUGUGCUGGAACGUUACUUUGCACAGACGCCAGCUGCAGCGGUCAAGUGCGCCAGCGGCGUAGCCAAAUUUCUGUCCAACAAAAUGUCUGGCAAUGACAAGUUGAAAACAAGCGUGCUGGAGACACUUUCCGAGAAUCAUUCCAAGGAAUUUCUGGAUCAUGCUGUGCGCGAAAAUCUCUCCUCGGUCGUUUGUGAUCGCCUUAAUCCCAACUCUGUGUUGGAUUAUAUAUGUGCCAAGUCCAAAAUUAACACCAGCUGCCGCAGCAAUCUACUGGCUCAACUGCCAACCAUUUUACGCCAGGAUCAGGAACGUUUGACGCUAGUCGAGCAACUGCUGAUGCAGUGCAGUCUUAGCCCUGAGCAGCGUCUCGAUCUCAUCGCCCAGCUGACGCAGCUUCCGCCGCCGGAAACGCGAUCCAGCUCUAGCCUGUCCAGUAACGAUAAUGUGGCCGAAACUGCAGCGGAUUCUUCAUCGAAUUUGUGAACCAAGUCACAGUAAAUAUUAUAACAUUUUUUGCUUUUUAGAUAUUCUAAGCUCAAAGUAUUCAGUAACUUAUUUAAGCGACGACCACUCCCAAUUAAGUCAUUUGACAUUCAUAUUUGAAA
Molecule: messenger RNA, 4187 nt
Organism: Drosophila busckii
Lineage: Eukaryota; Metazoa; Arthropoda; Insecta; Diptera; Drosophilidae
Gene: Rif1
Product: telomere-associated protein RIF1
Exons: 4
Coding region: 1-4065 (1354 amino acids)
Biological process (GO): telomere maintenance
Cellular component (GO): nucleus
Source: RefSeq, a predicted model, not a curated record